AUCGUUGCCACCCCUGUGUACUCGGAUAUGCUGUCCGUCGCUAAUUUGCAUCUCAGAGAACUGGCAACCGCGACCGUCGAGUUCUUUGGUACUCUUCGCUCUCCAACAUCUUCGACUCAUUCUACUAUAGGCUCGCCGACUGAGGAGAUCAAGUCAGCUUUUUCUUCUCCCGCCUCCUCUCCCACACGAGAAUUAUUAUUGUUUUCCCCUUCCUUACGUCACCACGCCAACGUUGUAGGCCUGCAAAAUAUAUGCUCUCGCAACCCGCCACCAUCGAACUGUCAAAGACUUCCGUCAAUGCGUAGGGAAUUUGAUGAGACCAAGAGAGAGCUCGCCCGGACGAAGCUAGAGGUCGCGAAAUUACAAGAUCGAUGCAAGCUCCUGGAGAAGACACUCGCUGAGACGAAGGAGUUGGUGAGGCUGAGGGAAGAGGAAUUGGAAAAGGUCAGAAGCAGGCAAGAUGACGGGCGGCGAUCCAGUAAUCCAAGUGUGGGGGGAGGAGGCCCUCCAGAGAGGCGAUACAAUGAUGAUGAAACAGACCUUGAUAUGUUCCCAGAAGAAAGCCGUGCUCGUCUGAAAACAACAGAGGUUUUCAUGACACGGACCGAUAACUGGUCGGGGGCCCAGGUCCUUCAAGCUAUCCAUGAUCUCAAUUCUGAGAUUCUACAGUUCUCCGCUGCUGCUACGGAAUUGUGCACGUUCAGCAAGAAUGACGCAGCUCCUACAAAGGCAGUUGCUCAGGCUACCCAAGACACAGUGGCAAGAUUAGGUCCCAAUCUGGUAAAGAUACUAUCUGGGAGAGAUCACUCUCAAGAUCCCAUCCUAGUCCAGUUGGCCCUGCAAGGGUGCAUAUCAAUUUGUGUUGCUAGGGCGUUAUCAGUGUUUUGCAUGGGGUAUCCUACCAAAGCGGACAAUGUUCUGACACAGAUUUACUCUCAUAUCUAUGCUUCAGAACCGCAACCCACGUCAUCCAAGUGGCGAGCUCUGUCUCAUCGGUACAUCCAUUCCAUAUACCCAUAUCUCAACGAUUACUCUUCCAAUGAAUUAGCGGAAACGAUGUACCGAUGGUCAGCGGAAAUCUUUCUAGUUGCAGGAGGUCAAAACGAAAAGGGUUCGCUGACAUCAAGAGAUGGACUGCGGGCACGGUUUGAAGAACAGAUUCGACGAAUCACGAAGACGACUUGCAAACUUGCACAAGUAACGAAGGAGGAGAUCAUGUCGACAUGCUUUGAGGUUGUUGCUAUUGAGCACAGUGAUACUUUCGACCCCCGUAGAAUGUGCGACUCCUUUUCGGAGUAUGGAGCCUCCAGAGGGGACAUCGUGACAACAACAGAACUUGGAUUGCAAUGCAGAACGCGUAAGAGUGUUUCAAACGGCGGAAGUGUAGAUGGCGGGACGGAAACUCGCGUCCUUCUGGCUCCUAGGGUGAUUCUGAAUUCUGUAUUAGACUUCGUGGAUCCUAGAUAGUGGCGACACCAACUUGCCAACGAUCCUGACCAUUAAACAUUAAAUAUUAGUUAUGUUUUGCUCUUGUAUCAUUCAUCAUAAUGACAAGGAUUAUCAUCGUCAUUGGCG
This is a messenger RNA of Marasmius oreades (fairy-ring Marasmius), 1575 nucleotides long. RefSeq lists its product as uncharacterized. The transcript is spliced from 2 exons. NCBI's taxonomy places the organism in Eukaryota, Fungi, Basidiomycota, Agaricomycetes, Agaricales, Marasmiaceae. The record is from RefSeq and is a predicted model, not a curated record. The coding region runs from base 28 to 1467 and encodes 479 amino acids.